CAACACUACAAAUCUAUUACAUUUAUUGAGGCAUGGGUGACUACAUGGCAGAGCCUAUCACUGGCUAUAGUGAGCUGAAAGAACAUGCCUCCAACCCUGAGUCAGAGAGGUAUAUUCCGAGCUGUAUGGAGAUGUACAUCAUGUCACUUCAGAAAUCACUGUGUGACGAGUUAGCAACUAUUGAAGGUAAAGAGUUCACAGUGGACCGGUGGAUAAGACCAACUGAAGCAGACGGUAGUCUUGGUGGUGGAGGUAUCACGUGUAUUGUACAAGACGGCCAAGUGUUCGAAAAGGCGGGUGUGAAUAUAUCUGUGGUCCAUGGUACACUCUCCAAACAAGCGAUCCAGCAAAUGAAAAGUAGAGGUAAAGAGUUGUUUGGAGAGAGUGUACCGUUCACAGCUAUGGGUAUCAGCAGUGUUAUACAUCCUAUAAACCCCUUUAUUCCUACUAUUCACUUCAAUUACCGCUACUUUGAGAUCCCGGGGGAGAACAAACAAUGGUGGUUUGGUGGGGGAACAGACCUCACUCCUACAUAUUUAAACAGAGACGAUGCUAAACACUUCCACACCACUCUCAAAACAGCCUGUGAUGGACAUGACAAGGAUUAUUAUCCCAAGUUCAAAAAGUGGUGUGACGAGUAUUUCUACAUCAAACACAGAGGAGAAUCUCGGGGUUUAGGUGGUAUAUUUUUCGACGAUUUGGACUACGUGUCAGCAGAGAGUGCUCUGUCGUUUCUAAAAUCGUGUGGAAAUUCCGUAGCUCCGGCGUACAUUCCAUUGGUUAAACAGCAUAUAAACGAACCAUACUCCGAUGAGGAGGUACAAUGGCGGCAACUCCGGAGGGGAAGGUACGUGGAAUUUAACCUGGUAUACGACCGAGGAACAAAGUUUGGACUCUACACAGAGAACGCCAGGAUAGAGAGUAUUCUAAUGUCACUACCUCUCACUGCUCGGUGGGAGUAUAUGAACAAGCCUGGACCUAGAGAGAAUGAAUUGUUGGAGGUUCUGAAGAAACCUGUGGAAUGGUGUAGUGAAUAGGUUUAAUUUUAC
This is a messenger RNA of Bolinopsis microptera, 1049 nucleotides long. Its product is annotated as oxygen-dependent coproporphyrinogen-III oxidase, mitochondrial-like. Gene Ontology annotation, molecular function: coproporphyrinogen oxidase activity. Bases 33 to 1037 code for a protein of 334 amino acids. The transcript has 9 exons. NCBI's taxonomy places the organism in Eukaryota, Metazoa, Ctenophora, Tentaculata, Lobata, Bolinopsidae. Gene Ontology annotation, cellular component: cytoplasm. The record is from RefSeq and is a predicted model, not a curated record.